AUGUAUCACCACCAUUCCCAACAACAGGGGUCGCAGGCCUUCUCAAAUGGGCCCAGGCCUCCCCAUCAUCAGCCACCUCCAAAUCAACAUCAGAACCGCAAUUCUUCUGAUAUGUUGUCGCAAGCGAUGGGUUUCCAGUUUCCUCGUCCCACCCAACUCCCUGAUGAGCUAGAGUCUGCUCUGGCCAUUCGUGGCAGUAGGGACAUGGACCACAGGCUCAUAGACCACAUGAGUCGGCCAAACCAACACCAGAGCCAAGGCUCAGCUCCUGGGAUCAGUCAACAUGGAAGCUUUGGCUCCAACCCUAUGACACUCACCUCUGUGAAUCAUCCUGCACAUCAGCAAGGAGUGGACUGGUCAAGCUACCAACCUCCAACUAAGCUUUUUUCAAGUCCUCCACCAAGUGCUAGUCACCAGCCCCCACGGCACCCGGGUCCUCAACAGCAGCCCCAGAGCAGCCAUCCUGGACCCCGCAUCCAAAGUUGGAAAACAAAUACAAGUGACUGUCAGUCUCCUCAAGCCCGGCAUCCACUGGGAAGUGGAGAGAGUCAGAGCAUGUACACACCAGAAAGUGCAGGAAGCAUCUUGGCUAGCUUUGGACUUUCAAAUGAGGACUUGGAAGUGCUUAGUCACUACCCUGAUGAUCAGUUGACCCCUGAUACUUUACCUUUCAUACUCCGUGAUAUCCAAAUCAACAAAUCAGGGUCCCAGAAUACUGUUACUUCUGCUGCGUCAUCCUCGUUCACAAGUGGAAUCCAAGAAAUGCCGCGGCCUCAUUCUCGAUCACGCUCCCCAGAGGUGCCCAGCCUUCUCACUGUCACACAGACUGCUGGUAAAGUCAUUGAUUAUGGUCAUGCGAGUCGGGCAAAAGAGGAAACUACUACCAGAAAGACUUUCAAAAGAGAACCGCUUUCCACUGAAAGGACUGUUAAAAUGUACCAAACUUCAGUGCAAUCCUCAUCGCCUCCAAAAUCGGUGAAAGCUGAAAGGCGGCAAGUUCGUUUGGAACACACUGAACCAAGCAAGCACGGUGAUCAGGACUACCGUGGGGCAAGUGACAACCAGCGCAAGAGCAAUAGGUCUCCUGGGAAAGAAUUUCAACGAUUGUCAAAACCUCGUAAUCUAGACCGGGACUACAGACGAGAAGCACCAAAACCCAGGCCCUCAUCUGAAACCAGGAGUGAAGCUUCUUUGAGGCGAUCUCUCUCUUCUUCGUCAGGCUCAAAACUACACAGCAGCAGCAAGAAGUUACCAACCCCCACCAUGAUAAGUGAUUUCUCAGCUGUCUCUCCAAAGGUGUAUCCCCACACCUGCUCACUGUGCCAUACACAGUGCGAUCAGGAAAAGGUGAGUGCCAACACGCCUUUGUACCAAUGUCCAAAAGAAAUACCUGACAAAUAGAAAUUAACACUGAAGCUUUUCUUCACCAGACAGAGCCAAGACAACUUGUUGUACAACCCCAGUUCCCAAACAGUUAGGCUACUCUGUGUAAUACCGGUAAAAAUAGAAUUUUAAGUUCUUGAAUUAUUUAAGCUCUAUUUAUUUGACAGUAGUGCAAAGACAACAUAUCAAUGCCCAUUCAAAAUUUUAUGUCAGCAGCAUGUUUCAGAAAAGUUGAGACAGAACCAUGUUUUGAGUCACCCCUUCUUUUGACAUUUCUAAACCAUUUGGGAGCCAAGGAGAUGUUUCUGGAGUUUUUCAUUUUUAUAAUGUGUCAGAUGUUUUCAAUGGAUACAAGUCAAGACUGCAUCAGGCUAGUUUAUCAGCACUCUUCUCCCACAGAGCCAUGCUAUUUUAAUCCCUGUUGUCAGGAAAUGGUUUGUCAUUGACUUCCCUGAAAAAGUCUUUGUCUGGAUGGCAGCAGAUGUUGCUCCUAAACCUGUAGAUAUUGUUCAGCAUUAAUGGAGCCUUCACAGAUGUGGAAGCUACCCAUGACAUGGAUUCUGAUGAUCCCCAGACAAUCAGAGAUGCUAGCUUUGGUCUGGGAACUAAGAACAAACUGGCUGGACCCAAUUAAUCUCCUCAAUCCACAGGACAGUCUUCCUCUUCUCCUCAGUCCACCUUAAAUGGUCUCAGGUUCAGGGAAGUCUCUGGUGUUCCCAGAUCCUGUUUCUAUCUGGUUUCCUCUUUGCAUGGUUCAGUUUUAACUUAAUCUGUGGCUGCUGUGAUGAACUGUGUUCAUGGAAAAUAUUUUUUAGGCUAUGACUUUGAGCAUAUGCACUGAUUUCCACUCCAGAGUCCUGUCUGUUUUUUUAUGCAGUGCUCCUUAAGGGCCUGAAGAUCAGGACCAUCCAGCCUUGGUUUUGGUACCUGUCCCUUUAGUACAGAGUUUUCUUCAGAUCCUCUGAACCUUUGAAUGAUAUUAUGAACUGUAGAUGAUGAAAUCCACUCAUUCUUUCACAUUUGACAUUCAGGAAUAUUAUUCUGAAAAAGUUUAACUAUUAGCUCACACAGUCUGUCACAGACUGGUGAACCUCUUCCCAUCUUUCCUCCUGCGAGAUUUAGCCUCUCUGAAUGUCCUUUUUAUAUGCAGUCAUGUUACUAACCUGUUGGAAAGUAAUUUAAUAUUAGUUGGAGAAUUUCCUCCAGUUUUUUCCCAUUUGCAUGUUCGUUUUGAGGCCAUUAGAUUUAAAAUUUAGCAUUUAUCUUUCUAAAACAACAACAUUGUUAGGUUUUAACUUUUGAUAAGUUUACUUUGCAUUGCUUUCAGUGAGGUUCAUGAUUUCAAUGAUUUGCCAAACCUUAAAAAUUGUUUUUUAAUUACAUAGUGUCCCAACUGAAACGGAAUAAGGGUUGUAAGAGUAUUCUCACCUUAGUUGCAUGGUGAGCUGGAAUUAACCAACAUGAAAAAAUGAUGUGCAUAGGGGACUGUCUGGUGAAGAUUUAGAGGCCAUGUGUUUUAACAUUGGUCUUCUUACAAAGGCUGAAAGAGCCCCACUUCCCCUUCUUAGUUUGUAGCAGCCAGCUCAGCUUCAAAGUGAGCCUAGAGGACUGCUGUGAUCUAACUGGACAGUUUCCAACCAAACAAUUUAUACUGUAACCAAAAAAAAAACAGCAAGUUGAGUAAAAAAAGCUGAGGUCAGGGCUACAUUUUCCAGUGGUGGCCUGUCUGAAGAUCAGGCUUCUACCUUUGGUUGCUGAACUGGAAAAUACUGCCAUGUUCACUCACCUUUACUCCUGGAAAUACCCGAGUGGUAAUUCACCAGCUCAACUAUUAAAAAAAAAAAAAGAGUGCUGACAGAAAAAAAUGUUCAAGUAUGUUCAUGAUUACCAAACAAAUUCUUUUUGUUUCAUUUGAUAUGAAGAAACUGUCAAAAAUGUAUCUAACUUUGACUGUCAGGUCAAACAUUAGUAGUUAGUUAUAUCUAAAGACAUCUGGGUUCUGGACCCUGCUAAACACUUAUUUGGUUCUGUCUUUUUUGCUCACUGACACUGGAUGGUUUGUUUCCUGGGUAAUUACUGCCCCCAUGUAUAUUGCUAAGUGAAGUUGUAUUUUGAAUUGCAAAUGCACAUUUGAUAAUGGCAACGAUGUCUACCAGAUAUAUGGGACAUCAGUAUUUAUUAUAUUAAAUACUUUGCAAACUCACCUGGAGGUAUUUCAAAUGAAACAUCACCUACUUUUCCAAGUUUUGAAGUGAUUAUAGUCAGGUCAAUUAAGAACACCAGUGACUUUGUCUCUGGCUUUGAAGUGCAUGUUCUGAAAUAGGUAUGUGAUAAACUAUUUACUGGAAUAAGAUGUAUCAAAAUGGUUUGUAUUCUGCUUUAGUGUCACAACAGUGAUGUCAUGAAUGUGUUGACCCUACAUUACAAAGAGGACAUGGCCAGUGAAUGUAUAUUUUUAAGCUUGGCCUGAAAUUCAGCUCAGAAUUCUGACUGAAAUCACAAAUAUCUCAGAGAAGUUGUUUGUCUUUUCUUCAAUAACAGGUCAGAUCUGAUGAAAACAGAAAAUGACAGAAACUGCCUUAUGUCAUGUCACAGAUUUUUUUUUUCCCAAUACCUUAAUAGUCUGCUAGAUAGGACUCUAACCAUUAUCCCAGCGAAGUUUGAAAACUCAGAUUUUUCUUGAGUUUUCAGUUCUUUCAGAGAUUAUGAUAAUUCCCUAAUCUUAUUUUGCAAGGGGAUUUAAAUAAAGACUAGCCAGCUUGUUAAGGAUAAGACAAUCUUCAGUUAAAAUUGAGCUCAGUUUAUUAACAGCUGAACACAAGAUUAUAGUUGGCAGGUAAACUGUGUAAAAUUUGUUUGCUAUACUUAACUACCACCAGCUGAGCCAGCACCAUCAGGUUUUGUCUUCCCUCCACAGCCCUGUGCUUGUUUAGAGUUUCUUCUGGUUGACACUAUCUGUGUUUCCUUAGUCAAAUACCAGCACAAUGCCAGCUGUACUUAUUUCCACCAUAGACUGCAUAUAGAAUGGACGUCAUCUACCGCUUUGCUGAGUGAAGACUCUGCAAGAACAUCACCUUCUGGUGACUGGUUGCAGUAAAGGUCAUAAACCCUACCUUCUCCAGCAAACUUAUGGAGUUGUGGACAAAAUUUGAAAAUUAAAUAGAAGUCAUACAUUUUUCUUACCUCUGGUUGUUAUUUUGUCAUGUAGUUAUUGUAAGAUUGGCUUGUGCUCAAGUCGUUAUUAGGGGUUAUAAAAACAGGAUAUGAUGUCAUAUUUUCUAUGAUUGACACCUGAAUUCAGUCUAUAGUAAAGACGAUUGCGUAGAUCAUCCUGGCGAUACGCUGUCUAAGCACAGCAUCAUCACAACAUUCUCCCGCUGAACGCCACCUUGCAAAUGCUGGCUUCAGAAAAUAGAGAAAAUGCACGGAUAUUCAAAUUUGUAGAAUGACCGGAGGCUGAGUCACGUUGUCCAUACUGUAAACAGUCUAUAUUUUCCACAUAGAUAGUAGAGCAUUAUUGCCCUGUGGCAUUAUGGCCACAGCCAUACCUUGAACCACAGCCUUUGUUAGUGGCAAGAAAUGACUGGAAUUUUGGGCCAACAAUAAAAAAAGAUAUUUAACAAAAACUAAUUUAACAUAAACGAUGUAUUCAACUAAAUCCUUUGACAAAUGUAUGACUCUCUGUCUUUUUUCCUAUUUUUAAAGACUAGAACUUGUUAGAAAGGUCAGGCCUCAUAAGUCAGGAGCUCUCAUCCUCUUACAAAAUUUUUUAAGUUUUCAAAAUAUGAAGUCCUUCAAAGAUUUGGUUAGCUUGAACAAAAGAAAUUAUUAGCAGCUAUUGCUUUUACAUUUCCCCAUUUUUUCUAGAAAAACACAUAUUUUCCAUGUGAAAUAUUACCGCCACAAACUUGUUGUUUGAAGGUUACGACUUAAGUCAUUGUGGUUUCUCUGAGUAAACUUGGUUACUGCCAGACUUUUAUUCUUCACUCUGAAUUUUACGUUCUUCUAUGUUAAAUUGAUAAUGAAGCUGACAGAGUUGUCUUAAAUGGCAUUUCCUUUAUUUUGCCAGUGGAACUUAUUAUUUACAACCACAAAACUUUAAAGGCUUUGUCUAUGUGUGUGUGAGUGUGUUUUGUCAUUGUUGUAUUACUCGUGAAGAUUGAUAGUCACUGUAAUACAAUGGUAAAUAGAGUGUAUAGAGUGUAAAUAUUGUACUUUUGGUCUCUUUGGGCUGUAACAGAAUUUAUAGAUGAACAAGGUAAAAAGUCUGCUGGUAAACAGCAUGUUGAAGGAUGGUAGCAAACAUUCACUGUAUCUCUGAUGGCCUGAAAGUUUUGAUCUUCAGACACAUGGAGUAUGAGUCUAGUCUUGUUUAGGAUUGUGUAUGUUUGAGUCUGAUCUUGUUGUCUUCUAUCAUUUAUUUUUCUUCAGGACUGGGUUGACCAUGUUAACACUGUCAACCACACUGCUGCCUGCAGAGACCUGCGCAACAAGUGAGGACAUUUUACUGCAUGACACCCUUUAUGUUACAGAUGUUUGCAGAAGUAAUAUGUCAUUUUGUUUUGGUCACACAUCCAUAGAGCUGAAGAUGGGAAAGAGCAGGGACAGAACAUUUGUACUAUGUACAGAGUUAGGCAGUGUUCAUGGAAAAACACUGUUCUUUCCUAUUUUGACUCACCAUUAGAGAUGCAUUAGUGUUGGUGGACUUACACAGCUCACCAUGAAACAGUUAACCUAGGGCGAGCUAUGACUGUUAACUUUAAAAAAGAUAUCCAAGCUAGCAUACCAGAGCUGUCUAAAAAUGGAAGCAUCUUGUUUUUUUUUUGAGUGAGUCUGGUACACCGGACUGAGCAUUUUGUGCGUGUGCGUGAUAGGGGUGCAACAGAUCAAAAAACUCAGGGUUCGGGUCGUUUCUCGGAUCAGAGUCACGGAUCUGAUCAUUUUUCAGAUAAGCAAAAAACAAACAAACAAACAAAAAACAAGACAAAUAAAAAUAGCUUUGUCUUUCGUUUAUCAGCUUGUUAGAUUAAAAUAUAGAAAAUCAACCCAAAGGGGGGGAUGUAAUGUGGGUCAAGCACUUUCGGCAUGUGUUUGAAGCCCUUGUUUUGCUGCAUGGCUGCAUGUCUGCAGCUAUAAACACACCAAUAGUUUUUGAGAUGGCUUCAGCCCGGUUGGAUUAUGCAGCAAGGGGCUGCUUAAUGCCGGGUUGAUAAGUGGUUGUUGAGCAACCUUCGUUUUCACUCCUAUCAGUGAAACACCGGGGUGAUGUUGCUUCAAAUGAUAGGCCAUGCUUGAUAUGUUUCCACUGUCAUAUGGCUUUCUUGUGCCACAGUGCCGACACACAGUCACGGUAUUAUCCACUAACCUCUUUCUUUCAUCAUUCUAUCUGGCAGGGAAGCCAAAAUGCUCCCAUACAGGGGAUUUAAAUGACGCGGGGCGUUCAAGCUCCUUCAUUCCUCUGCUUGCCAUAACCACGCUGCUCUUAACAAGUGUGUGGACUGAACAUGUGCACAACUUUUUCUUUUCAAAAAUCAAUCCACGAUGUGUGCCGAACCGAAGAUAUUGAUCCGCACAGAUCACGGAUCAAUGAUGAUCUGUUGCACCACUAGUGCUUAAUGCAGGUUUUAAAAGAACACUUGAUUGUUUUGGGUUAUUCUGAGAUUUUAAUGGAUGUUUAUGUUCGUCCCUGAAGGUACCCUGACUGGAAGCCAAAUCCACCAAGGUCAGUUGAACUGAAGGAGUCGCUCCUGUCAGUUGACAGGACCAACACAUUCAUAUACCUUAAGUGCACAAAUCAGCUCACUGAACAGAAUGUAUAUUUUACUUAUUGCACCAUGAAGGCUAUAGGACCUAAAGAAAACAAAUGGGAAGCACAUAAAAACAUGAACAAAAUGAAGGUUUUUAGUGACAGCACUUAAGCACCUGUAGCAUCUGUGUGCUGGUUGUGUUUGUUCAUUUUAAGUUUUCCUUGAUCCAGUAGGAGUGGACGACCUGGCAGCCGAGGAUCAUGGGAUUCCAAGGAUUGCUCUCCAUCCCAAUCUGCGUCCCGAUCUUUGUCAUGUUCUCCUUCUCUAAGCCCCCCCCACAGCAAACACAGGGUUGGCCCCCACCACCACAGGCCACAUGGGAGGCCAUACUCGCCCCAUCAUCACCCUCGCCACCAACACUAUGCAGGUAAAAACCAAACAACAUAGUCUCAGUGGUGUUACCUGUAGGUUUCUGGAGAGGCGCUGUGUCGCCUGGUAAUGGCAGUUCCCAUAAAAGGGAUGCUGACACAACCUUAUGGUCUGAUCUGGAUAAAUCCAGAAUUUACACCAGUGUUUGUCUUUGCUCUCUUGGGUCUGAUUGUGUGUCUUCAGGUAAUCCCUCUCGUGGUGGUCUGAAACGUCUACACGGUGACUCAGCAAGGCUCCCCUCUGACACCCGCCGGUAUCAGCCCUCCUCCAGGGCGGGUCACGGCUCAAGACAUGGGCCAUCGCAGUCCUCCACCAAGACAGUCAAGAGUGGGAUGAAGUCUGCAGUCAAGACAACCAAGACAUCAAGUGUAAAGGCUGCUGAUUCUGUGGGUGUAACUUCAAGCCUUGUUAAAUAAUGUGUUUGAUCAGAUGCUACAUUGAUUGGAUGUGGACUACAUUGUUUCAAAUCCUUUUUAAACUACCCGAACACUUCAUGUCUUCUGUCUCCAGUCUGUCAAACCUCCACCUCCAAAGAAGAAGAAAAAAGCUGUGACUCCGGCCUCCCAGGACACGACUGUUGCGAAUCGUCUGGUCUACCUGACAGGAAUCCCAAAAGAUGCAUCAGAGCAGGAAGUGACUGACUUGGUCGGGUCAUUUGGUAAAAUCAACAAUGUGAUCCUCAUGGCGUGCUCUGAGGAGGAGAAAGAGAAGGGCGAAGGACAGAAGGUGCUUUUGAAGUUUUAAAAAACUGCUUUUGUUGCAGUUUGCAGAAAAUGUUUGUCUUAUAGGUUUGAUGUUUGUAAGACAUCUUUGCGAAACAUGAUAGAACAAAUGCUGGUGGGUAUGACAGCUCUGUAAAUUGAAUUUGUGUGUCUAAACUUAUUUAACCAAAAAAGCCUCUUCAAAAUUGAAAAACUCUUUUACAAAGGUGUCCUGAUCAAGAUAAGCAGCAGCAUGUUUGAACUAAGUUAAAGACAUUGGACACUUCAUUUGAAACACGUGUGAACAUAUCCUGAAUCACAUAACAGUGAGCCCUCACUCAGAGUAUCUACAGUCUACUGCACCCUCUUCUAUGGCCUUCAGUCAGCUUUUAUAACAUCCAGAGAGAGCAGCUCUCUCCAAACCAAAUUAUUCUGAAGCAAAGUUCAGCUUUUAGGAGCAGUAUACCUAAAACUAGGGAUGUCCUGAUCAGCUGUUUGGGCCCCUGAUCCUUCUGCUGCUGCCUUUUACUCUGAUGCUGUAGAGAACUCUUCAUGUAGCUUGCAUAUUUACUUUUACAGAUUUGUUAUUAAAUUGGUUGUAUUGAACGCAGCUUUUCUGCUACUGCCUUGCUGGAUGAUUAUAUGGUAUAUGCUGGUGUCUUUUGGGCUGCUUUUACUCUCUAGUUUCUAAUAUUUCUCACUGUUGAUUUUUGCCAUGGGGUUGUUAAUGCACAGAUGCUUUGUCUUUUUAGCCAUCUGUCUCUGCAGAGUUAAUGUCGGCUGCCCCAAAGCUGUUUUUGUUGUAAUCUGCCUGGCUGCUGACACGUUAAUGUCUUAAAGUUCAAGCCUGGCUAGAGCUUCAAAUAUAUUAUCAAAUAAAAGAAGGCAAACCCAGAACUCUCAGUUAUGCUGAGCAUUUGCCUUUUGAACAAACUGCGCUCAGUGUGGCUGACAUUAAUGAUUGAGUGUGAUGAUCGGCUGAAUUUCCUGAUCGUUGAUCAAUAAAAAGGCCAAGAGCAGCUCUGACUUGAUUGAGACAUCCACAGACAUAAUAAAAGAUAGACCCCGCAUCGGCCGCUACCACGAAUGGGCGCUGUCGAGAAAUGCGGCCGCCAUCUUGGUCCGGUCAUCCGCCUCACUCUACACCGCUGUUUAACCGGCGGAAUGAAGUCUGAGCGCAUUAAAUGAAUCAUAGUUCGCUCAAUACUACGUAAUUUUCUUCUCUGCAAACGCCAUUCAAAGAGGCAUGAUAGAGGCCAUAUUUUUUUGGGCGUUUUCAAAUACUCAGAAUGAAUAAAAUGAUAUUUUAGAACAUGGCAGCAGUGGCUGUAUUAUAGUAUAACAAUUAAUCAAGGAUAGAUCUAGGUUUAGAGCUAGGUUCCUGCUAUGUCUCAAUAAUUAUUAAUAACUGGCGGUUUUAAUAGGCCAAUUCAAUAUAUAUUGAUUUGAUUAUAUUUUAUUUAGUUUAAUUUUAUUUAUCCAUUUGUAGACACACACAAAUAAUGUCAUAUAGAAGCACUAUUUUAAUAACUGGAAAAUACACACAAAGAAAUACACACAAAUAUAUCGCCUACAUAUAAAAAAAAAAUUAAACACAAGAACAGCAUGACAGGACAGCGUCUAAACUACAUAUCAAUUUGCUUGUUGGCUACACAGCACAGAGGAAUCACUUGCUGCGAAUUUCUCCCUCUAACAGCAAUCUCCCACUUCUUCCUCAAGUUUUUGUCCUUAGGAAAUCUUUAAAAUGAAACAGGAGAUCACCACAAAGAAAUCUUUAAUAAAACAGAGCUCACUUUCUUCCUUCUUCUUUCUAUUUUAUUUCUUAACGUUUCUUAGAACCUCUCUCAAACAAAAGUUUUUCAAUCUAAUGCAAAUCUGUUGAUAAUAGAACAAAGUUGCUAUUAUUGUGAAUAAGCUAGCUGUUCGCAAAUGCUGUUUCCUUUUUGGAGUUGACUGAUAGUCUUCCUCUUUGGCCUACAAAUGACUCUACAGUCAAGUGUAAUGUUGAAAAAACGUUUAAUCAUAACUGUGAGAAGUUAUUCCUUGAGCCCUGUUUUCUGCUGUCCGCCUGUUGGCACAGGAAUACGCCGCACAGUGCUCCGGCAUCGCUGAAUGAAUGAAUGAAUGAAUAUGAUUGACCGGAGCGUAUGGGAAGCUUGACCUGACCAAGAUGGCGGCCGCAUUUCUCGCUGCGCAGCACCCACAGCGGGGUCUAUCCUUUUAUUAUGUCUAUGGAGACAUCCCUCCCUCAUUUUACCCAUUUCUAGUCGCACAAAGAUAAACCUUGUGGCUGGAUCACAGAAAUAAAACUGCAGCUCCCACCAUUUUUCCAAAUAAUAAAAUGACUGAAAUAAGAGUGAAACAAGUUGAGAUCAGCUUAUAAAUCAGGUGAUACCAGUGAUUCAGUCUGUUAUUGUUAAUACUUGUUAUGAACCUCAGAGCUCCAUGUUAAAUGAUAUCUAGGCAGUGAAGGCAGUGAGAUGAUGCACACAUAUUAGGAAUGGGCAUUUUAAGAAAGUCCCUUGUUCGAUUAAUCAUAUAAAUUAACAAUCAAUCAUCAAUUCAAAAGAACUUGUUUUUUCUCAUUGAAAUACCCUCCCCCCCAACUGUUGUUCUGGGACAUUUCCAGGGAUAAUUUAAGCUGGGGACAGGUCAUCCAAAACAGGGACUGUCCCCUGAAAUAGGGGACAUCUGGUCACCCUACAGGUCUCCUUGCUAGCAAGGAGCUGAUGGUAGGUUGAGACUGAGAGGGCUCGUAGGAUUCAUUAACCCCAGUCAGAUGUAUUUGGUUCCAUUGGUACAUCAUUGGAGUUGCUGUUGUGUUGUUCUUGUACGCAGCAUCACAGUGUUUGCAGCAAACCUCAUCAUUUUUCUGCUCAAAAUGGUCUCACACCAAACUUCACUUUGCUUGCUACGGAAGCCCAUAGAUGCUGCUGAAUCACUCCCCUUGUAAAAUGUCAAAAUCCUUCCAUACGGUGAUAGUCACUGCAUUGCUUCAACAGACACACACACACACACUGAAUGGAUGAAGAUUGUAUUCCUCCUGAUCAGCAGAGGUUGAUCUUUGCUGGAAAUCAGCUGUCAGCCCUUUUUUAAUAAUGUCAGAUCGAUCAAAAUUUUGCGUGAUCUAUGUAAUUCUGAAUACAUAUACAAAAUAUCACCACAGUCAACCAAGGGCAAAACAGCAGCAGCAACAAGUCUGCAACAAGCAGCAAAAGAAAAAAACAUAAAAUAGUAGUCCAUUCACCACCUGAACUUCUUUACAGCUUAAUGCGUAUCAAGUUUCAGAGACAGCGACUCGUUAAUAUUUAAAAAUAAUUAAGAAUCCUGGGUUUUAAUCAGAAGAUAUAGACUGAGUCACAUCAGAUUAAGAAGUACAGCUGUUUGUCUUUGACCCCCUGAAAACAGUAACUGAAUGCUGUGAACAUUUCAGGGCUUUGUUUUACAAGUUGUCGCCAUGAUGUGUAUAUAUUUACUUCAUGUGUUUUUUUUUGUUCCAGGCAUCUGUGUGCAUGGUGAAGGCUGAGGAUGCUCAGGCUCUGGCCAACUCCACAAAUCUCUCCAUCAGAAAGCAGCCAAUCGCAGCCUCGACAGCUAAGGUAGAUGUGCAGAAAGCAUUCAUGCUGCACUGAUAAUAUGAUGCAGGUUGAAGUUUUUAACACAAAAAGGUGGGACUGUUGGUUGUUGGGGAAGAAGCUUACUCUUAAAAAAAAAAAAAACAAAUACCUGUUUUUUAGACCCUCACAACUUGAAACUAUAUUGAAUAUUUUCUCUUUUAGAAAACUGAAGAGCUGAAGUCCUCUGAUGAUGACAGCAGGUCUGUUUGCAGUAGUCAUCUGUAAUAGUUCAUGCUGCUUAUAAACCCACUCUGGCUGAACUAUUCAUGUUUCUGUCUUCACAGCAAAGCCACUCUGGAGGCAGAGAAAAGUGUUGCCGAGGAAGACACAGGUAGGAAAACCAAAACUAUCACUCUGUUUACAAAUGAAAGAUAAUAUAAUUGAUUUAUUGCAUAAUUUUUUGUCUGUUAGCUGUUUAAAAAUUGUAGCUUCAAAGCUGAUUUUGGUGUUUCCAAAUUGUUCUAAUUUGUCUGUCCAAAACCAAAAAAGCUCUCAUGAAUGAGAAAACAUGCAAAUAUAUACUUUAAAAAAGCUAUAAGUAAGACAUUUCCAACAAUCUGGAUGAAAAAUGAUGACAAAGUGGAUUACUUUUCACAGAUUUGACGCUUCGGAUUUAUUAUUUGUCUCUGUGAUUAAAAAGUAUUUUUGCCAGUCACUUGUCACAGUGAUGGUGUUUAUUUGAAAGGCUUUAAAAUGAUUUUUUUAAUUUUGUCUUUAGAUGAUUGUAGACUUUAUAACAUGAACAAUUACAGAAAUUUUACAACAGCCAAAAAUAGCCUGUUGGUUUAUGUCCCAUUUGAAGGUGAUAUGGUCCAUCAAGAAUGUUUGAAUAGUGUAUUCAUUUGUCGUCUCUAGUCCCAGCUGCAGGAUCUGAGGCUGACUUGAAGAUGUCUGAUGAGGUACAAAAUAAUCAGGUUCACAUUUUUCACUAUAAAAAGCACUGUAACAAACCAGCAAUAACAAAUCUGUAUUGUCGUCUGCAGAAAGGCAUGGUGCUGAUUACAGGACUUCCUGAGAGUGGCUGGUCAGAGAGUGACAUCAUCAACCUUGUCGAGCCGUUUGGGACACCCUCUGACAUUGUCACAGCGACACAGAUUGGCAAGGUAGAUUUAUCUCAAGUUUGCACAAGAAAAGACCAAACUCAUUCAUGUUGCAUACUUUUUCUCAAGUUCAAUGCAGAAACAUUUUAGUCUAGUUUGUGUUCAUAAAAAAGAUUUUACAUUAGCUUUUAGUCCAGACUUUUCCCCUCUUGAACUCAGUCAGCUGUGCAGAAGUCGCUAUCGCGGUGAUCUGAGUUUAGUGACAUGGUACAUUAUCCUAACUUCCAGCAGGAUAGGUACACUGUGGUUCUAAGAGGAUGGACAUGAUCAGCAACAAAACCCAGGUAGGCUGUGGGGUUUAAAUCAUGCUCAGGGGGUCCUAAGAGGCCCAAAGCGGGCCAAGAAAAUACCUCCCACACUGUUAGACCACCACCAGCAGCGUGAACUGCUGACACAAGGAAGCAUGGAUCCAUGCUGUCAUGUUGUUAAGGUUAAAUUCUAACCCACCACCUGAAUGUGGCAGCUGAAAGCCGGACCCAUCAGACCAGGUUUCUCUAAUCCUCUAUAGUCUAGUUUUUGUGAGCCUGUGUGAACUAUAGCCUUAGUUUCCUGGUCUUAGCUGACAGGAGGGGCCCCCCGGUGUGGUCUUCUUCUGCCUUCUGUAAUCGGUGCCCGAAAGGGAAAAGCUGGCUCACCCACAGUCCUUUUCUUGACCUUAGGUACAACCAAAAGACCAGUCCCCUGAGAACAGAGGAUACAGGAAGGUUUAUAGAUGAUGACAAGAUUGUCUGGAUAAGAAGGUGCAAGUCCAUUAACAAUUCUAUAAGUCAGUAGAAGCACCUUAAAAUCAGCUCAAAUCUGACAAGGUAGCCAAUGUAGAGAGACCAGCACUGGGGUAAUAUGUGCAUAUUUCCCUGUCUGUGUCAGGACAUGAGCAGCAGGGUUUUGCACCGUCGAAAACUUUACUUCUGCAGUCCUGACAGAAGCGCUUUACAAUAGUUGAGGUGAGAUGUUACAAAUGCAUGAAUGAGGACUUCUGCAUCUCUGUCAGACAGGAUUGGUCUGAUCUCAGCAAUCUUUCUAACUUUUGACAUCUCAUUGAUGUGUUUGACAAACACAAGAGUCUGAUCAAAUAUAACCUCAAGAUUUUUCUUUUUAUCAGUACAAUGCACUACAUGAUCUUCCAGAGAAAGAGUAACAUUUUCUUACAGAUGAUACCACUUCUGUGGUGCAGUGAACAUCAUUUCUGUCUUUGCAGAGUUAAGGAACAAAACAUUCUCUGACAACCAGCUCCUGCUAGCUGACAGACAAACCUGAAGUUCAGAUAAGUUAGGCCCAUUUUCACACUUUACAGGCAUAUAUUUGACAUCUUGUUGCCUGGUUGUGAGUGAAAAUCCCUGUUGCUCAGCUGUCCCUGAAAUACUCAGACCAGCCUGUCUAGCACCAACAACCAUGCCAUGUUCAAAGUCUCUUAAAUCCUCUGUUCUCCCCGUUUUGAUGCUCAGUUUGGACUUCAGCAUGUGCUCUUGACCACGUCUACAUGCCUCAAUACACUGAGUUGCUGCCAUGUGAUUGGCUGAUCAGCUAUUUGCGUUAACAAGCUGUUCAACAGGUGUACCUAAUAAAGUGACCAAUGAGUGUAUACUGCACUUAAAUGUGGUAAUACGUUGUUUGAGGCAGUGAGAGAUUUGCACCUGAAAUGCACUUGUUGCAGAGAGGUGACCCAGUCCAGUCACAGUGUGUUGUCCCAGUGCUCCAAACCAACUCAGGAGCACUCGUGCCUCACUUAAAUUGGUGCUAAUAUGGGCCAAUCUAAAAUCAACAUUGGCAGUUGAGAAUGUCAAGCCAAUGUUUGAAUGAUAAUGUACAAGUUUGCUUGAAUGGGCCCCUGGCUAAUUAGUAAAGCCUGCUAGAGGUACCUAUGCCUCUAAAAUGCAAUCAUAACACGUCACUUUUUUGGAAGCUAAAAACAAAUAGUCGACAAAGAAAUUAAAAAAUGGCUUUACCACAUCCAUCAGAGUAUAUGGGACUGAAAUGGUUCCAGUUUUCAAGCCCUGUCAGCCUUUUUACUAAUUCUGGUUAUUUACUCAUAAUAACCAAAGUGACAGGGAUGCAUUGCUUGUAUUUUGUUUGUAGGUACUUUUGUCAGUGCCAGAUGUGGAGACAGCGCAGGAGUUGGUGAAAGUCCACUCUUUCAAGCCUUUCAAGGUCGGAGACGUUGAAGUGAAAAUUAUCCACCUGAGACAGAGCAUCAGUCUCAGCACACCGGUACCGUUCUCAUUAACUAACAAAUGUCUCUACACACUCAAUUUACAGAUUUUCCUUCUCCUUUUGUGGUCUCCUUUUUGUCAAUAACUGAGCCGUUGGAAGAAGUUUGAUGUUUUUAGGAUGUACAGUGUUGUGAAAAAGUAAUCCCCCUUUCAGAUUAUUCAGUUUUUACUUUUUUGUCUCACUUGCAUGUUUCAGAUCCUGAACCUUAAAAAAUUGAAUCCCGGACAAAGAUAACCUGAGUAGAUACAAAUACAGAUUUUGAAUGAUGAUAUCAUUAGCUAAGCGAAAAAAUGAUCUAACCUAAUCUAAAAAAAAAAGUCAUCACCCCCUAAACCUGAUAGCUGCUUGUUUAACAAUGAGCUCUGACCUUAACCGAGCCAAAUGAGGCCUGUAGCGCGUUAAAUGUGGUUCCAGGUUCUCUUUGGGACCUCCUAGAUGAGUCAUGGAUGCACUCUUGGAGUCAUUUGAAAAAGUCUUAGAAAUGGUUCUAUAACCCUUCCCAGACUGAUGGAUGUCCAUAACUUUCUUUCUAAUCUGUUCUUGUGUUUCUGUCUUUCAAUCGGGACACACUGUGCUGCUUUCUCAGAUCUUUAGAUGAUCUCGUGUUGUCAGACAGCUUCUGUUCAAGGGAUUUCUAGACUCUACAGGUCUGGCAGUUAUCAGGUCUGGGCAUGGCUCGUGAGCAGCUUAAUCCCAGCAGAUUCAUGAUUUAAGAAGGUGGGGUGAUGACUUUUUCAGAUGGAAACAGGUUCGAUUGUUUUCCCUUAACCCUUAGUUCCUACAAUGUCUGUUUUGAGGACAUUCAUCAUUUUAAUCAUCAUUACUUUAGGUUGAGAGUAAGACAUUAUUACAAGUUUGUUCUUUUAAAUUGAUUUCUAAGGGAUAAAGGAGCAGAUAAAAUAAGAUUAGUCUUCUUUCUGCUCCCUUUCAUUCUAGAUAGGAGAACGUUUGUAUUUAAAUUAAAUUGUUUCUUUUUAUUUUAAAAGGAAUGAAAUAAAGAAUAAAUUAAAUGAUAUUUGUUAAGAUUUAGGCAUCAAGUUUGACGAAAGUUACGAAUGAAUCAAAGCACUAUGACCGUGCACAAUUACUGGCAUAAAAAUUUUCUAUUUAAUUUCUUUUUGUGGUGGUCAAAGCUGAGGUUUUUGAAGAGAUUUGAGUCAGUAAAAGGAAAAAAAAAAAAAAAAAGGAUUGUUUUAUCAACACUUAUCUGCAUGUCUGUUCUGAGGACAAGCAAGGUCAGAUUGAUCUUAAAAUUACAAGGAGCCGAGGGUAUAUAUAUAUGAAAAUCAUCAUUUAAAAACUGCAUUUGUAUUUACCCAGAAUAUCUUUGUUUGCGAUUCAAAUGUGUUUGAUGAUCUGAAAGGUGAGUGAGACAGAAAAACAGAAACUGAAGAAAACUGUAGGGAAAAAUAGUUUCACAGCUCUGUCUGAUGUUUGUACAGAAACGAUUAGUGUGUGAUAUUCCUGAUUAAGAUGAACUCAUGAUACACUCUUGACUGUUUCAUCAGGUGGCACUCUACAAUCUUUUUAUGGGAACAGGGGCUACGUCGGUGAGUAUCCCUACCCAAAUUGUCAAAGUUUGCUGAGCUUUUACUUUUUUGUUUGAAUGUUAAGGUAAUUAAAGGUAUCUGAAUGGUUGAAUUCUUCAAGUGCAUAACCCCAAAUGAAGCAGUCUGCACAGAAACAUGUCCAGCAGCUGCUUCUUUUAGAAAGAUUCUCAUCACUUGCUACCACAUAUACAGUGUUUCAUUACUUGUGGUUGAGAUACAAAGGUUUUCAUGUCAACAAGUGUGUCAUCAGAGAAUUUAAUGUCCUAAAAUUUGCUCGAAAAACAUGUUAGAGUCACAGAAUUUCAUUUGCAAAAAUACGUGUGACCCAUGCCACAGGGUUUACAAAAGAUAUUCAUGGACGACAUAGAAGCAGCCUCAAAGUAAUGGAUACCAAAUGUUUGUUCUGCAGGAGAGCCCUGCUCCAGUUGGUUGGAGCAGCCUGUUGGUGAUCAGUAAUGUCCCCAGCACCCCCUCAGGUCCCUCUGAGGUCCAGAAAUUGGUGCGACGUUUUGGUACAGUCAUCAAGACUCUGGUGCUUAACAGCAUGGUGAGAGCUGUUCAUGUGUAAAAACUGUCCCCCAACUGUGAGAGCAUUGUCUUUUCUUUUGACAUGAUGUUGCGUCUCAUCCUGAUCAGGUCAUUUGUGAAAUGGCAACCGCGGCCAUGGCCCUCUCUGUCUACAAACGCUUCCAGACGUUCCCGUGCAUCAUCCACAACAACCCCUUGUUCUUCUCCCGUAAGACCGAUCCCAGAGCCAACACACAGUCCAAAGUCAUACCUGCAUACCUGGAUCCAACAGAGGUGAGGAACUUUGAGUAUUAGUCUUCUGAGAUAUUUUUUUUUCAUCUACCACUUACCCAAUCCUGGAGCUUUAACUUUUCUGUUUCCUUGUCUUAGGAAACAUCUGCAAAUGGCAAAGGCAGCAAAACAUCAGAGGCUGCAGAAGAGGAGGAAAUAACUGUCAAAGAAGAUGCCAAAUCUGUACCACAGGUCAAGGAAAAAGAUGUUCACAGGAAAGAGGAGAAGAUGAAGAGCACAGAGAAGAUAGUUGUUGAAGACAAAGCGUUGGAAGAGAAGAAGGAAGACAAAAAUCAAGAGGUCAAAAAAGAGCUCACUGAUGAAGUCUCUGAAUCUGUGGCUGCGCCAGACACAAAGCCUGAAGAAGCUGCAGAAACCAACAAAACAGAAACAGCAGAUGAGAAAACAGACGUCAAUGCAUCUACAGAUGGAAGUGACGAAUCAGCCUCUGGUGAAGCGACAAAGACAUCUGUUUCUGAUGGUAGAGAAGCCACCCAGGAGACAUUGGUGGUAGAGCCUCCGAAGGUAAAAUGUUCUAAAACUAAGAAGCAUCUAAAACUUAAAACCUGUUUUUAUACCACAGGUCUAAAAAGAUUUUCUUUUCUAAUUCAAAGUUCUUAGUGCAUUUCAAAAUGCACAGACGGCAGCAGUCUGCUUGGCUCUUGUAGGGAGCCUUCAUCCUCUGCCUCAUGCCGUGCCUACAGUAUAGCAAAAGCUGUUUUGAUUGGUGGCUAAAUGAAAAGCCCAUGGAUGGGGAAAAGGUCUAUUCAAAUAAGUAUUGACUAUUCUGGGAUGAUAAAUUAAAAAAUAUAAUUUUUCCCUUUUUUAAUUAUUAUUUUUUUAAAACUGCGAUAAAACAUAUCAUGUCUGUUUCCUUUCCAAAACAGUUUGCCAAACUGCAUCCAAUUCAAGCCAAGGUGGUUGAGUGCUGUCUGUAGAUAAAAAUUUAAAUUUACCCUUUUUGGAAGGUUGCCUUAAGGAAAUUUAAAAGCUCACAAGCGCCGAGCCAGCACCAGUACAGAGCCCCUCAGUGGUGACUCUGCACUGGUGCUGGCUCACUAGCCAGAUGUUAAUUGUUGGUCACAGGAAAUGCCCCCGAAGUUCAACGUCGUAACUCUAAAAUGAAGUUGUUUCACUACAGUUGAAGUGUUGAAAGUUAAUUUAGUGAGUGUAAACACUCCAAAUCAAGUCAAAAUCAAGAAUUAGUGCAUAGUGCCUUUUAGAAUGUUUAUUAAGUUUAUUAAAAUUAAGUUAGGCUCAAACACACCGCAACACUGAGUUAGACACCCCAUUGAGAGAUGAAUGUUGCAGACUGCUUGCUUCUCUAAUUAUACCAAGUUAUACCAGUAACGACUGCACAAUAGCAGUACACAGUGAUCUACGUGGUCACGUGCAAACCUCAACCAAAAAGCCACUCUAUAGCCACAAAUAAUGCUCAGAACAGCAACUAACUUCAUCAACAGUUAAUAUAGGGUCCCAGCCAUAGUACUAGCCACCAAACAUCUUUUUAGCUUUGCCUGGUUUCUUUAGCAAAGAGACUAAACACAACUCACCCACUCUCCUCCAGCAGCCGCUUGUUUGUAAUGAGAGCUUGGAUGAGUCUAUCACCAACAGCAGUAGGGUGACGCAGCUCAAGGAAGAACAUUCAUGAUCAUUUCUUCAUGGAAAUGCAAUCAGACCGAGACACUAAGGCAGUGUAAAAUGAUUAAUAUGAUGAUUAUUACUUCAAGGAAAUGAGAAAGUAAUGAUCAUGAAUGUGUUUGGUUUGUGUUUGGCCCUAACUUAAUUUUACACCGGAAUAUCCUUGUAAGAUUCACAGUAUUUUAAAAUAACCAAACGAAAUUUAUGAAUAAUAUAUCUUCAGAAAUAAAGAUAAGGCACCAAAGGUAAAGGUUAUCUGCAGUGUUGUCACAGUUACUUUAAAAAAGUAAUUUGAUCACUGAUUAUGGAUUACUCCUUUAAAAAGUAACUUAGUUACUUUACUGAUUACUUGAUUUUAAAAGUAACUAAGUUGGAUGACAGGUUCCUUUUUAGAUAACAAGUUACUUUUUAAGGUACAUUCAGCAGCCUCAACAUAUAAAUUACAACCAUUUUCAUUUUUAUUAAAAUAUAAAAUAAAGACAGUGUUUAUUGACUUACAAAACAUACUUUUUUUUAAACUAUCUUUAGUCAAAAUAGCGGCUGUAUUGCCAGUUUAAGAAGUGUUUGUUUUUGUGCAGUGAGAGCACAAACAUGAGUUUACAUCAAUGACAGUCUUGACUGGAGUAGGGUUGAUUUUUGUGUUUUUGUCCUUUUGAGGUACAUUUAAAAAAAAGGCCAUAAAGAUAUUCUUACAACUUGCACAAGAUAUUCUUCAGAGCAUUGACUCAUGUUUGCUUCCAUUCAUAUUUGAUCUCUGUUUUUCCAGGCAAAUCAGGAGAUGGUGAACAUGCCACUAGAGGAGAGUGACCUGAACACAAACAGCAACUCCAAAAACAAUGCAGCAGCUGCAACUAAUGGAGAACAGGGGGAGACACAACCAGAGAAAGAGCAAAGCCAAAAAUCAGCAGCAGAACCCAAAGAGCUGCUCAAGAACCAUGCAGGGGAGGAGAAGAAGCAAGAGAGGGAGCUGAAAGAGAGGGAGUCAAGGAAGGAAAAGGAGAGGAAAGAGAAGGAGAGAAAGGAGAAGGAUAGGAGGGCUUUGGAGAGCAAGGAGAGGGCAAGAAAGGAGAGGGAGAGAGUCGAAAGAGCCAAGAGAGAGAGAGAGAGGAGGGAGGAAGAAAGGAGAGAAAGAGAGAGGAGGGAGAGGAGGAGGAUACAUGGUGAAGACUCUACAGGAUGGAGGUCAUCAAACAGGUCGGAGGGACAGAAGCGGAGCUCCGAGAGGGAAAAAAGAUCAGGACCUGCAACCAAACCAGUGAGAAAUCGAGUCAAAAGGAGUAACAGUUGAAUAAAGCCUCGCCUGUUUUAGCCUUAAUUAUCCUUUUCUUUUUCUGCAUUAAGGUGGAGGAAGAGGAGGAUGACUUCCCCUUCAACUUGAGCGACUUUGUGACGGUGGAUGAAGUCGGGGAUGUGGCAGACCUUCCUAGCUCUCCUUCUGAGAUGACGGGGGGAGAGGAGGAUGCUCCUGUAUUCAUUCAAAAGGAUGAUUCAGAGGUAAGACUCAGCUUUGUUUUGGUGGUUACUUUCCAAACAUGUUUAUAAUCAUGCGAGAGAUAAAGCCACAAAGUGUCGUCGCCCCCCCCCCCCCUUGGUGUGGAAGUGAAUAAAGAACUUUAAAUGUGAUAUAUAUCAUUGCAGAGAGAAUCGACGUGAGAAUACAGACUAUACAUGAUUAAAGAGAGCAGGCAGUAGCCCAUUAGCAAUUCACCUCUUAGUCACAGCGCUGCGCUGUUCCGCACACUCCUCUUCAUGUUAGCUUGCAGCCUAACAUUGCCGAUGUAGUACAAGAAGCAGGUAACAUAGGAGCAAUUCAGCUCUCAGACAUUGUCUUAUGGGACAUGAUGAAUGUUAACAUCAUAAUUAGCUUUCUUAUGUGACAUAGAAAACCUCACUGUGUGUUAACCUGUCGUUUGGGUCUGCCAGAGAUUCAAAGCAAUUUGAAUGCAGAAAUACUCAGAAAUGCAAUUUUGCACUUAGUUUUCUCACGAUAUGUCCUGUAGCAUCAUAAAAAUGCCAUAUGAGCAUGUAGACAACAAGAAAAAAAUGAUUUUCAUCGGAGUGGGUCUUAAAGGAUUUUUGUCAUAAUCACUAAUAAGUCUGACACCCAGAAAUGCUCUGCUUUAGACAUCAACAAUCCUCUGGAGUCAAAUCCAGCUGUGUGUGGUCCUUGGCCUGGAGGAAGUUCAUACAGUGAGGCUUAAUGUGUACUCGCUCAGUUAGAUGAUGUCAAAACAGCCUCAGAGUACUUGGAUGCUACCUGCUCUGCAGCACAGUGUCUUUUCUAACAAACCCUGACUUAAAGGCUGCAGGGAGCACAAAAUUCCUCCUGUCCUUAAUUCUUGAGUUUUUAUUCCCACUCUGUAAUGAUAGCAUGGUAAUUGCUCUGUUUCCAAUCCCAGGAAACAUCUGCUGAGGCCCCCACAGAAAAAGAAAUACCCGUCACCACAGCAACUACAGUGAAGUCUGAUGAGCUUAAACCAGAGGGUGAACCUGUGAAUGAGCCAACACCCUCCACACCUGAUCAACAGCCGCACACCUCCCACAGUCAACCUUCAGAGCCAACAUGUCAACUUGAAGCACCAGAGACAGGUACGAGCUGGCAGUGAUUCAAGUUCUGUUAUCAAAAGAAGAACAUUUCACAAUGCUUGUCUUUUGGAUUUCAACCAUUUCUUUUGGUGUCUUGAAAUCUUAAGAAACCAAACCAACCUCCACUCUGGACCUUGACCCCCUUCCCACGCCCACUGACCUCCCCUCAAACAGCCCAGGGACGGAGGUCGUGACAGCAGAGAAUGAGGAAGAGCAGAAGGAGAAUGACAUUCUCAGCUACAAUCAGGUUGAAGAGGAGAAGAGGGAGAACCUGGCAGUGUCAAAACAAACAGAGGAGAGUGGACAAAUGCAGAUUGAAGAGACCAAAGCUCCUGCUGCAGAGACAGGUACAGUCAUCUGAUUCUCAUGUCCAGGUUCAAGGUGAACUUGAUUCGCCCUGUGAAGGGCAGCCAUCCGUAAGAAAACACCAGCAAUGAAAUAACCUCAUCAAAACAUUCAAAGUCCUUCUUCAGGACUCAUUUGGGAAGUGUGUUUAGUUUGAUAAUCAUGAACAUCAGUCCUUAAAGCUCUCUAUGACUUGACCAGGAAAACACAAGAGGUCUGAAGACCAACUGGACAUUGAAAAGGCGAGUGUGAGGAAGAAACUGAAGACAGAAAGUCCAACUAGCACAGAUGACUCCCUCCCUCCUUUUGACCCCAGUGUUCCAGUCGGUAAGACCCUUUCCAGUCAGUCUGUCUUUAUUUUAUGCUGGUCAGCAGGUGAUUUUGUUUCUGGUGACUGUGUCCACAGGUUUGGAGUUCCUGGUCCCAAAGACGGGCUUCUUCUGUAAGGCAUGUAACAGGUUCUUCAGUGGAAACAAAGAGGCAGAGAUCAGCCACUGCAAGACCCUCAAACACUACGAUAACCUGCAGGUGAGCAGACAUACAGACACACAGACAGACACAAAGGCUGACAAAAAGGCAGACAUGUAUUACUCCACUCGGCGUUCUCUGUGCAUCCGCUUGCAAGAACGCACAAAAGUCUGGCUUCAUUUGAAGUUGAAAGAGGAGGAGGGAGUAGCACAGUGCAACAUCUGCAAAAAAACUAUUUCUGCCAAAGGAGGGCGCACGACCAACAUGAUUAAACAAGGUUUGAUUCAUGAAUAAACAUACAAAGCCUAUGUGAACAUAGAAGUAAAGGGAGGGGCAGAGCAGCAGCGAGCACUGAUGAGAUGCACUGUUUUAUAUAAUGGUGUGGAACUUCACCUCUCAGAGUGUGUUUCCACAUGAACCAUUUAACAUGUAUGGUCAAUACAGUUGUCUGUACAUGUCUGUGUAGAAGGGGACGUAUGAAAUAACUGAGUGCCCCGUCCCUGACACGCUGCGUUGGUCUCUCUUCGCUGCAGGACAGAAAGAUUCAGAAGAUCUUCUGUACCCACAGCCAUUAGACUUAAUAAUGCUUCUGUAAAUCGUAGAUGACUCUUGAAACAUGACAAAUGAUACGACAGACAAUUGAAUUUCCCUUCAGGUUAAAAUAAAGUUCUUAUUAUUCUUCGUCUUAUUGUUCUUAAUGGGUUUCUGCUCUAAAGCCCUUUGACUUCUUAUCAACCUCUUUCGAAGUGAAAUAUGAUCUGGUAUCAACUCAGAGUGGGUACUGAUAUUAAAAUGUUUAAUGUUGGAAUUGGACUUCUUAUUCAGGUCUCUCCCUGUGCAAUGUGACAUGUCAUGCUGUAGAGGGCGCUGGAUUGUGGAGCCGAGACCCAAAGGAGUGCAGUGAAAACUGAAGUGUUGACUAAAGUGAUGGAGUGGAGAUGGAAGAGACUUUUAGUGAAGAACUUCAGAUUUUAUCACAGAACACUUAUCUUUUUCAUCCAAAGUCCUUCUGCUAUUUAGCUAUGCAACACAUCCCACUGUACAACAGUAUCACUGAAACCCAAUCAUUUCUAUGGAUAUAAUCAGCUUUGGAGAGCAGGGGCCUCAUUUAUCAAACGUGUGUAGAAAAAGGUUGUAAAUUCUGGCGUAGGAAUGAAAUUUAGAAUGUGCAUAAGUACAAAAAAAUCUGUAUUUAUCAAACAUGCGGACACCAGUCGUACGCACACUAGUAAGUAAUCGGUGAUGAUAAAUCCCACCUGUUCUUUACUACUGUGGUCGUACAUGGUUAGGGUCAUUUGCAUUCAGAAACGCCUCCAAUUGAUCAUAUACGGCAUCAACAAUCCCUUUAAAAAAUGCGUGAAUGAAUUUUUGUCCUCCUCCUGGAGGUGCACACUCACAGAGCUGCUCUGCAGAAUGAAUGAGUCGUGCGUUCCUCCAGACAACAACAGAAUCAAAUGUGCAUCGCAGAUUAUUUGUGCAUCGAUUGAAUGAAAUCUUUUCCUGUUGACAAAUCUGAAUUUAUUGUGUGAAGGUGCCUUUAUUGCGAUGUGGGUGCAGUCUAUUGCUCCAAUUAUGUUUGGGAAUCUGGCGAUGGCAUGAAAUCCUCGUUUUAUUUCGGCUUGUUGGUGAUGUGUGUUUGGGAACUGAAUGUAAAUUGAGGCCAGAGAAAUUAUUAUAUCCAACUCUGCCGGCAUGAUUCUGCUUAGCGUUGGCAGCGAAAUAUCGCAUAUGUCUCCAAUCUCACACUGAAAUGUUCCGAUUAGGGUGGACAGGAGCUGGAUGUGCACUGGGAUGGCUUUGGUGUUCUGUUUCUCGCUCCGACACGGGUAGUAAAUCACAGGGUAAAUCCGUUAAAAUGUUUUGGGGAAAGCGGUGCCUGCUGAGAAUGCUGCUGUUCUCACUGAACAGAUCAGCACGCUCUUUGAAAACGCACGCCCUGCAGAGGAGCAGACGCUUCUCCUAGUCAUCCAAUAGUGCAAAAUAAGCCGUGAUACGUGAUAUCAGUACUUGUAAGACUUCUUUUGAGGUUGUCCCGUCACAGCAGAUUUUUAUAGCUUGUCUGACCAAUCAUUCAAAAUGUCUGCUAAAUUACUUACUGAUAAAUUUUGUAUAGAGGCAACAGAGAACAUGUGUGAAGUUUGAGAUUGCUGAACACUGACUCCUUUAAUGGGUUCUAUUUGUAGUUUUACUGUCCUACUACUAGGUUUUGUGUGUACGCAUGGUCAGAGUUGUGCUUAAAUUUACGCACGUUCCUAAGCACAAGUGCAGAUUGAUAAAUUCCAGACUUUGCGUGGGAAUGUUCAUACGUACCCAUUACGCACACAUCUGUGCAUACGCACAGUUGAUAAAUGAAGCCCCAGGAAUUUAUCUUCUGGAAAUGUCUGAUUGUUUGAAAACGUAACCUGAAUCUUUCUCAAGCUACUUAAAGCCUUCCAUUUCCGUGCAUUGUCCUGCAGAGCGUCUAUCGCUGACAUCCGUAUUCAACAGAUGUAGGAGGGACUCUUCAGUCCAUAGCUGAAUAUCUCAUCUACACUAUUACUUCCAGGAAGAAAAAAGUUUUUGUAAGGUUUUUAGCUAGUAUAAGGAAAGACCCACUGUAAUGACUGAACCUCUAAUAUACAGUAUUAUACAUAUAUAUGUAUAUAUAUUUUAUUAUGGCUACUUAUGGAUAAGCAUUCAUCUGAAAGAAGAGAUUGUAAUUGCAGAUUUAGAUUUCCUGUGACGGUCAUAGGGGUGAUUCUAGAAAAGAUUGAUAUCUGUAUUAUUAUUAUAAUUCUAAUGUAUUUAGUCAGAAAAGAUGUUCGACUGUAUCCUGGACUUAUCAAGUCUUUAUUCUGUUUUUUCUCUUUCAGAAAUUCUUGCAGACCAGGAAGAUCACAAAUGACUCCACCAAACCCGUCUUGAGCUGA
This is a messenger RNA of Xyrichtys novacula (pearly razorfish), 25485 nucleotides long. Lineage: Eukaryota; Metazoa; Chordata; Actinopteri; Labriformes; Labridae. The record is from the annotation of a GenBank genome assembly.